AUGAAUUUUGAAUUUGAGAGGGAGAUCGGUUUUAUAAACAGCCAGCCGUCCCUAGCAGAGUGCCUGACGUCCUUCCCCGCCGUCCUGGAGUCAUUUCAAACUUCAUCAAUCAAGGAGUCGACAGUAAUUCCGCCUCCCUUCGAGCACACCAUCCCCAGCCUCAGCCCUUGCACAGCCAGCCAGCCGAGACCGACUGCUAGGAGCCAGCAGAACCGGAGAACCUCCGCCACUAAUGGCCUCCAGACGCACCACCGAGCCGCCCAGCAGCCCUGUCCGCCCGGUCAGGCCCCUGCCACGGCCACGGCAACCCCGGCCGGUCCGCUGGCCCACGAGUUCCCCUGGAUGAAGGAGAAGAAGUCAUCAAAGAAGUGCCCCAAGCCUGGGAGCAGCUCCAGCGGUGGCGGAUCCAUCAUCCCCCCUGCCUCGUCCUCCCCGUCGCCGACCGCCUCCGGGUACGCUUCGGCGGGCAUGGAUUCGCCCACAGACCCGAGCCAGGCGAGCCUGGAUGGUGGAGGAGCCGGGUCCCGCCGGCUGCGCACCGCCUACACCAACACCCAGCUGCUGGAGCUGGAGAAGGAGUUCCAUUUCAACAAGUACCUAUGCCGGCCCAGGAGGGUGGAGAUCGCCGCGCUUUUGGAUCUGACCGAGCGGCAGGUCAAAGUCUGGUUCCAGAACCGGCGGAUGAAACACAAGCGCCAGACCACGCACCAUCGGGACGGCGGUGGUGGAGGGGGCCACGAAUCCAGCGACCCCGGCGGCUUUGAGCCGCUCGAAGGCGCCGAUGCCUCCUCCCCGUACUCGAGCCAGCCGCUGGAAGCCUCCGGCACCGGGGAGGCUACAUCGGAGAGCGAGCCGGGGAGCGGCAAUCCAUCUUCGGCUCCUGCUCACACCGCCUACGCUAAUGACAGCGGGGACAAUGCGCAGCCCACGCCGGAGGAGGGAGGCCGUUUGAGCCGCCCUGACCGCCCACCGCUGCCAGAGGCAUCUGGCUCCUCCGACGCGGCUGCGACUCGUCACUCCCCGCCGGCGUUCACCGCCACGAACUCCACCGACAACCCGGGGCUGAUGCAGCUCAGCGAAGCCGGGCCAGCACCAGCCUCCGAUCCGUCAUUCUCUGAGCAGCGGGGCUCCUCCAUCACCUCCACCUCCUCAUCUGCCCCUCCUGCCGGCUCCUCAUCAUCAUCCACACUGCCCGACCUGACCUUCUUUGCCGGGGACGCCUGCCUGUCACCCAGCCUGCAGAGCUCCCUGGACAGUCCGGUGGAUUUCUCCGAGGAGGACUUCGACCUGUUCACACGCACACUGUGCACCAUAGACCUGCAGCACCUCAACUUCUGAGAGCCGCUGCGGCCGCGCCAUGAAGGGUGCAGGAAGCGGAGUGUGUGUGAGUGUGUGUGGACGAACAAUCGAGCGGAGGACGCAGCACUCGGCGAGGACUCUGCUGUCUAAAAAGCAUAAAAGCUUCUCGGCAACAUUCCUGAAACAUUUCGAAAUGAAAAUUAUGUUCCUUUUUAAAUAUAUUUUUUCGUCUUCUUGCUGGUUUUACUUUGCGGCUAUAAUGUAGUUUAACAGAGUUCAUUUUCUUUUUUAAUCUUAAACAUCGAAGGGAUUUUUUUUUUCCACGAUCGAAACGUUGUGGAUUUUUUCUCUCCCCUUGUCCAAAAUUUCAGGUAUUUAUUGCCUUUCUUGCUUUUGCUCACGUUGUGAACGCCGAUCAGUCUGCGUGGAUUUGUUUCCUCUUGUCCAGUGUGGUGCAACUUCAUGGAUCCUUAAUAACUUCUCAGGAACUGUUCACGGAGUCCAGGCGCAGAGAGCCGGACCGCUCUUAUAAAACCUAAAAAAGAAGAAUGAGUUCAUUCUCUCUCUGAACGAGACGAGACGAGAGAGAGGCCCUGCUGAUGACCCGAGUUUUAGACCCUAGUUUAUUUAUUCAGAUUCUUUAAUAGUGAAAAUCCAAAUUAUUUAUUGUACAUAUAUUUUCAUAGUGGAAGAAUAAUAAUAAAAACAC
This is a messenger RNA of Chelmon rostratus (copperband butterflyfish), 2008 nucleotides long. RefSeq names its product homeobox B2a (gene hoxb2a). The transcript is spliced from 2 exons. The record is from RefSeq and is a predicted model, not a curated record. Gene Ontology annotation, biological process: regulation of DNA-templated transcription. NCBI's taxonomy places the organism in Eukaryota, Metazoa, Chordata, Actinopteri, Chaetodontiformes, Chaetodontidae. Gene Ontology annotation, molecular function: DNA binding; DNA-binding transcription factor activity, RNA polymerase II-specific. Bases 1 to 1338 code for a protein of 445 amino acids.